GUCUGCGACCAGCUCCAAUCUCGUCCCCUGGAGGGCGGAACGCGAAGUUCCUACCUGCACCUGUGGCAGCUGGGGCCGCCUCUAGGAAUAUUUUUUUUCUCCCUGCUGCACCGGGGUUCUGGUUUCCCCAAGCACUUGACCAAUAACCAGCAGGUGGGCAGAUGUCCCUUCCCGCGCCGAGAACGGACCCGUAGGAAGGUCCAAUGGGCCAGAGUGAGCAGCCCGGGUCCCAUCUACUGGCGGCUCCCGCGGGUGCUAGCAGGCAAGAGGGACGCGUCGGAGAAAGAAAGGCAACUGUACCCGUAGCGCCUGCUUCGGCAUUCACCUAGGGGAGCGAGCCCGGCAUUUCCUAGCCGCGCCGCCUUCAGGUCGGAGCCGACUCGCAUCGCGGGAAGUUGGCGCCUGAAGAGACAGCCGCCGCACGGGGCUAGAGCUGUGCUGGGAAGGCUCCUCGCUCGCCUCGGAGCCCCCGCCGGCUGGCACACCUUACAGAAGCCGAACUUCCCCAGAACUGUGCGGAGAGACGCCGCUCCUGUCUACCCCGGCGCCCCGAGCGCGCCCCCUCUGUGUUCUCCGUGGCGAGCACAGCGCGGGGCCGCUGGGUCCUGGGAAUCCCGAGCAGCACAGGGCGCCGCCUCGGCUCCCAGCCCGCACUCGCGUGGGAGAAGCCGGUGAAGGGGUGGAGUGAACUCCGAGGGAAGAAGGGCCGCCGCCGCCGAGGCCCUUCCUCACCCGCGGCGGGGAGGCCCCUCCAGGAGGCAGACCAUGGCGGAUAGCGGCGGCACGGGCAGCUCGGGCUCCUGGUGGAAAUCGCUCACCAACAGCAGGAAGAAAAGCAAGGAAGCCACCGUGGGGUCGCAGCCUCCAGCCCAGCCUGCCCCCGGCGAGCCUACGCCUCCCGCGCCGCCCAGCCCUGACUGGACUAACAGUUCCCGGGAGAACCAGCACCCCAGUCUCCUUGGGAGCGUCGGCGAGCCCCCCAAGCCAGACAAGUCAUGCGGGGAGAAAUCGGGCAACAGCCGCCGUAAUUUGAAGAUCUCGCGCUCUGGCCGCUUCAAGGAGAAGAGGAAGGUUCGUGCCACUCUACUCCCCGAGGAGGUGAAGUCCCCGGAGGAGGCCGGCUUCCCUGGUGACCUCCACGAAGAGAGGCAGUAGCCCCCGCGCGCCAGAACUUUCCCCUCCCGCCACUGCUACCCAACCCCAAGUUCUAAGCCCGAGAAUUCUGCCCCACCCGUGUACUUGGUGUUUCAUCCCACCAAAUUCAGAAUGUUCAUAGGAAGCCUCCAUGAUUUUAUUUUUCUGGAAAUUGAAGUGUCAGUUGAGUUUUCAAUAUUUCAUGACUCAAGGAUGCAUUAAGUAUUUAUUUGUGGUAAGAGAAGAUACCCGUUGCUGAGGAAGUUG
Molecule: messenger RNA, 1401 nt
Organism: Choloepus didactylus (southern two-toed sloth)
Lineage: Eukaryota; Metazoa; Chordata; Mammalia; Pilosa; Megalonychidae
Gene: PRR15
Product: proline rich 15
Exons: 2
Coding region: 766-1155 (129 amino acids)
Source: RefSeq, a predicted model, not a curated record